UUAUCAUUAUAUACUAAUAUAUUGUAAUACGAUAGCUAUAAACACGGAAUUGAUCGUUUUCGUUGAAAAUAUUUUAUUUCUAAAAAAUACAUUACAGUAAAAGGGAGAGAAACGAUAUGUUCACCAUCAUCGUGUGACGUAAGAUUCAAUGUCAAGAGCGCGCAAAUAGGUGAAGGUAAACGAGUAACUUUUCUCUCUCGUCAGGAGAUCAGACGUGAUCAGUUCCAAAGUAAUAGCAAUCUUGCUCAAGAUGCUUUGAAGAUCAAAGUGGAUUGAUACAUCACGCAUGUCGAGCGAUAAGUUAACACCUUAAUAAAUUGCGAUUUAUUUAUGUCUGAAGACUUUUAAAAUAUUGAUUCAUUCUCCUGCGUUGUUAAAAAGAAUUUAUAUUAUAGAAUAUGGAGUGAUUUUUCCGUGCGAAUAAUUGUAUAGCAUGCCACGUAUCUCUUAUCCCGAAGUACUGACGGAAGCGGCAGGCGUGAAGAUCGUAACAUCUCCACCCGAAGAAGAUGCGGAUUUCUUUCCGCCGGGAAAGAUAGUUCUUAAAAUGCGGAAAAUAAACGCAACACCGGACGUGCAUGGUAAAUCUUGCGGAUUCCAUUUGACCAAGUCGAAAUGGGAUCCAUAUCCAUGGAUCGGCUAUGUUGAAAAGAAUAGUCCCGCCAAUUUAGCAGGAUUGAGAACCGGCGAUUGUCUGUUGGGCAUUGACGACAUCGAUUUAUUGGGAUUAAAAAUCAAAGAUAUCGCUACUUUAAUUCGUAGCGAGGAAGGUGCACACGAUAUAAAUUUUUCCAUCUGGCGAUACCCGCGUCAAAAAGAGGAACAUGAUAUUGGAAUAGCCUUGAAAGGUCCACUUCCGGAUGUGGCCAGGAAUCUUGCAAACGCUUUAUCAGGAACGGUUCGUUCCUUGGAAUGCCCGAUUUGUUUGGAAAGCGCUGCACCUCCAGUCUCGCAAUGUGUUCAUGGUCACAUUCUGUGCGUUAUUUGUAGACCGAAAACAUCUCGUUGCCCGGUUUGCAGAGUCCGUUUGGGCCAAGGCCGAUGCCUCCUCGCAGAUAAAUUGCACAUAGUGCUUCGCGAUGCUUUUAAUGUGAAUAAUGAUGAGACGUUAAACAAGACACCUGUUGCAUCCGAGCAUUGUAACUUACGCGAUCAAUUAUUCGGUAAAAAUAAUAAAAAACAAGAAACCUCGGUCCUAAAUCGCUCGAAAAAUAAUUGUACUAUGUUGAAACCGAGGCAAUUCUUGUUGGCCAGAUUGUUACUCGGAAGUAGGGAAAAAGCUAUUUCCGCGGAUAAUCUAUCCAGAGUAUCCGAAAUUUCGGAAGGAGCAGCUGCGAUUUCCAAUGAAAUGACAGACGCCAAUAGUUUACGAUUGUCUUUGAAUGAUCGCACCAAAUCAGCCAGCACCGGCGAGUUGUCAAGGGACAGCGAAGCUCGCAUCAAUGAAUCGUCUUCGCAAAUUGUGGAAUUAUCCGCAACGAACACCAGUCGACAAUCGUUGAGUUUACCGCAGACGCCAAUUUGGGGCAGCUCCACGGAUUCUAUGUCUUGUGUACAAUUGACAUGUCCUCUUUUGCAAUCUUGCAGAGAACUAGUAACGGCUGACUCGCUGUUGGAGCACAUCAGGACACACGCGCUACCGCAAAUUCAUUUCUAUUCCGGAAGCGCAAGGAUUCCGCUACCGCUUCCUUUCGGACAAAAUGCUUUUUAUAUAUUUCACCAUGGAAGCAACAUAUUCUUCUUUCAGUGCAGAGAGGAAACAGCGUGGAUGACAUAUCCUGUUAAGAUGGCAGGAUACGCAAUAAGCAACACGUGGGAAUGGACAUUGCACGCUUGGGGCGACAACGGUACAGAGGUGCAAUUACGAAGAUAUGUUGCGAGUCUCGAGGAUCCUUUAACAUUAUCCUCACAACAUGUCGCACCAUUACCAACUGCAUUAUUAUUGAAGACUAUUAACAUACAAAUAUCGGAGCACUCAGCUCACGAUAGAUUAUAUGUAUGAAAAGAACAAAGCAUAUCCGUCCUUAAUUAUAUUUAUCUCAUUGGCAAUUAAGUAAAAUGUGUAUUUAAAAAAUUUGUUUUUAAAAAAGUAACAAAAUCGUUUAUUUCUUAUUGAUGUGCCAAAUUAACAAGUGAAGAACACAUCGUAAUAGUAUGUUAUCUUGAAUAUAAGAUAUAAGUAACAGAUUAAAAUCUCUUAUACAUAUGACACAUGCAUUGAGAGUAAUAUUAUAUCGUACGAAAUAAAAAAAUAUCAAUAUAUGAUAUUUAACAUGCAAUAAUGACCUAAUUUACUUAAAAUUAUUGAUAUUCAUGAUAUAGAUCUGCAUUCAUGAUCUUCUUCAUAGUAAUGCUUUAAUACAAUUUCUAUUUCACAGGAUAAAAGUGCUUUUUAUUAAAUUUAAAUUGUUAUUAAAUCUUUGCAAAAAACAAUCAUCAAUGGCAUGCUACUUAAUUUCUGCUGUUUAAGGAUUACUAGCUUGAUCAUAUUUCAUGAACAUCAAUUCUCAAUUAUAUAAUAAAAUCACACAAAUGUAGGUACUACUUUUAAAACGUAAAAAAGAAAAUAAAACAAAGAAAAAAAGAGAUUAAAA
Molecule: messenger RNA, 2594 nt
Organism: Formica exsecta
Lineage: Eukaryota; Metazoa; Arthropoda; Insecta; Hymenoptera; Formicidae
Exons: 4
Coding region: 434-2002 (522 amino acids)
Biological process (GO): proteasome-mediated ubiquitin-dependent protein catabolic process; multicellular organism development
Cellular component (GO): cytoplasm
Molecular function (GO): ubiquitin protein ligase activity; ubiquitin conjugating enzyme binding
Source: RefSeq, a predicted model, not a curated record